AUGGGCAUCAAGGAUCUUCUCAGAUUCAUGAAGCCUUACAUUCUUCCCAUUCACAUCCAGAAAUACGCCGGGAAACGGGUGGGAAUCGAUGCAUAUUCAUGGCUACACAAAGGAGCAUACUCAUGUAGUAUGGAGCUGUGUUUAGACACUGAUGGGAAGAAGAAGCUGAGGUACAUUGAUUACUUCAUGCACAGAAUCAACCUUCUCCAACACUAUGAGAUUAUCCCAAUUGUUGUCCUCGACGGUGGUCAUAUGCCCUGCAAGGCUGCCACUGGAGAUGAACGUCACAGGCAACGAAAAGCAAACUUUGAUGCUGCAAUGGUGAAGCUUAAAGAAGGGAAUGUCGGAGCAGCUACUGAGCUUUUUCAGAGAGCAGUUAGCGUAACAUCAUCCAUGGCUCAUCAACUGAUUCAGGUUCUUAAAUCAGAAAACGUCGAAUUUAUUGUAGCUCCAUAUGAGGCUGAUGCUCAGCUAGCAUACCUAUCCAGCCUCGAACUGGAACAAGGUGGGAUUGCUGCUGUUAUAACCGAGGACAGCGAUUUACUUGCAUAUGGCUGUAAAGCUGUUAUCUUUAAGAUGGACCGGUAUGGUAAAGGAGAGGAACUGGUUCUGGAUAAUGUUUUUCAAGCCGUCGAUCAAAAGCCUUCUUUCCACAAUUUUGAUCAAGAGCUAUUCACUGCAAUGUGUGUAUUAGCCGGAUGUGAUUUUCUCCCCUCAGUUCCUGGUGUUGGCAUUUCGAGAGCUCAUGCAUUCAUCUCCAAGUACCAGAGUGUAGAACGCGUUUUAUCAUUUCUCAAGACCAAAAAGGGAAACCUAGUUCCCGAUGAUUACUCCAGCUCUUUUAUGGAAGCAGUUUCAGUUUUCCAGCAUGCUCGAGUAUAUGACUUUGAUGCUAAGAAGCUCAAGUACUUGAAACCCCUCUCUCAGAACCUCCUGGAUUUACCAGCUGAACAACUUGAGUUCCUAGGACCAGAUCUGGCUCCAUCUGUGGCUGCUGCAGUUGCUGAAGGGAAUGUUGAUCCCAUAACCAUGGAGGCUUUUAACCGCUUCUCUGAUUCUAGGAGACAGUUGAAGACGCCUGUUCGAUCAUUCAAGGAACAGGAAAAGAAAAGCUCAUUUUUGGUAUGUUCUUCGUCCGAAAGUGAGGAAAGAAUAGAGCUCAAAAGGACUGCCGAUGAAGCUAUGAUCGGUCCAGAAACUGAUCUGAAGGAGCCAAAGUACUCCAAACAAGAUUCAGAUCUACACAAACUAGUUUUGCAGCCUAACAAGGAUCAGAUGGUUAUCCGGACCAGCAAUCCCUCACUGAUUCCGGAUAACAACCCGUUCAAGAUAAGAAAAACCGAUGAAGUCGAUAUGGAAUUCGCAGAGUACGGUAUGCAAGAACUCGAGGUUUCCUUUGGGACAAGAAGCGAAGCAAUAGAUGUUUCUUCUUCGCCAGACUCUAACGAACUUGAUGGUUCAAAGGAUGAUAAAGAGGUUACAGUCGAUUUGUCCAAGCUUGAUGAUUCCGGAAUCAAACAAGACUCUGGGGAGAACAGAGUGAAGGACAGAACUGAAUCCACAGAAGAAGAUAUAGUUGAAAUUCACGGUCAUGUGAACAUUACGACAAAGAGAGUGCGUGGAACAAAACCUAGAGCCGAGAGUUUCAAAGUGAAGUCAAGCUGUAGAGGUUCAGAGAACAAGAAGGCUAAGAACAAUAAGAAAAGUAGUAUAUUAGAUUUCUUUCAUCGAUUGUAG
Thlaspi arvense is the source of this 1737-nucleotide messenger RNA. NCBI's taxonomy places the organism in Eukaryota, Viridiplantae, Streptophyta, Magnoliopsida, Brassicales, Brassicaceae. The record is from the annotation of a GenBank genome assembly.